AUGGACGCCUUUCUCCAACGUCUCUCCAGUCCCGCCGUCGCCAUACCCAUACUCCUCUUGCUCGUCUACUCCUUCUACAACCGCCUGACUGCGGUGUCGAAUAUACCAGCAACCUUACCAUGGGUUGGGAGGAACCCAAGCAAGGUAUUCGCCGAUACCAGGGCCAAUCUGGCAAGCUUCAGCAGCGUCAGGGAGUGGCUUGAGGUCGGAUACAGUAAGUAUGGCAAGAAGAACAUGUCCUACAUCCUCCCUGACAUCUCCGGCAAACCUCAAGUCGUUCUCCCACGCUCGCAAAUGCCGUGGCUUCUCGAACAACCAGACAACAUCCUCAGUACCUCUGCAUUCCACUACGACACUCUCGAAGGCGACUAUGCCUUCACCACCCCUCAGAUCCUCAAAGAUCCAUACCAUGAACACGUUAUCCAUAAAUACCUACCGCGGCGGAUCGCUCCCUUGAUUCCAGAUAUGUGGGAGGAAAUACAGGUGGCAAUGGAUCAGACAUGGGGCAAGGAUACAAAGGCAUGGAAAGAGAUUGGCAUUUGGGAGAACAUGAUGAGAAUCAUACCAAGUAUCACGAACCGAAUGAUGCUUGGACUGCCAAUCUGUCGGAACGAAGAUUUUUUGAAGAACAUGGGCAAGUUCGCUAUGGAUGUCAUAUCCUCCGCUUCAAUCUAUCUGCGGCUGACACCUCGCAUCCUCAAACCCAUCAUCGGACCUCUAAUAACCAUACCAAAUACCCGUCACUGGCGGAAUACGACCAAAUACACUCUGCCAAUCAUCAAUGAGCGGCUAGCCAAUUUCAAGAGGAAGCAAGAGGAUCCCAGCUUCCAAUGGAAUGAGCCAAACGACUACAUAAGCUGGCACAUCAAUCUCGCCACGGCAGAAGGCCGGCACGAUGAGCUAACACCAGAUAUGAUCUCUCGACGUCUCAUGCCGCUCAACUUCGCCGCCAUCCAUACCACUGCCCUGACCGUCACCAAUACCAUCUUCGACCUCCUUUCCUCGCCUUCCUCCUCGAACUGGCUAGAAGGCAUACGAGAAGAGGCUGAAAGGGUAUUGACGGAAGAAGACGGACAGUGGACGAAAGCCGGACUGGGGCGGUGCCACCGGUCCGACUCCGCCAUUCGGGAAAGUAUGCGGGUCAGCAACUUCAUGACAAGGAAUGUCUUGCGGAAAGUGAUGCCCGAGGAAGGCAUUGAGAACAAAGCGGAAGGGUGGCGAGCUCCCCAAGGCGUGUUGAUAGGGGUGGACAUGCACAGCGUCCAGCAUGACCCGGAGAUCUACCCAGAUCCCAACACCUAUGACGCGUUCCGGUUCUCGAGGCCUCGAGAAGAAGCUGAUGCAUCAACAGUGCACAGCGAGGUCAACGGAAUCAAGAACACUGGACUAAUCACCACAUCGGAUAUCUUCCUUCCGUUCUCGCACGGACGUCAUGCAUGUCCUGGAAGAUUCUUUGUAUCGCUAGAGAUGAAGCUGCUGCUGGCGUACAUGGUGAUGAACUACGAUGUUGAGCCUUUGAAGAGUCGACCACCCAACAUUUGGUUUGGCCAGAGUUCGUUGCCACCAAUGAAGGCCACGAUCAAGGUGAGACGGAAGGAAGGAGCGACGAAGAAAUGA
Messenger RNA from Letharia columbiana, 1617 nucleotides. RefSeq lists its product as uncharacterized. Gene Ontology annotation, molecular function: heme binding; iron ion binding; oxidoreductase activity, acting on paired donors, with incorporation or reduction of molecular oxygen. The transcript has 2 exons. Lineage: Eukaryota; Fungi; Ascomycota; Lecanoromycetes; Lecanorales; Parmeliaceae. Bases 1 to 1617 code for a protein of 538 amino acids. The record is from RefSeq and is a predicted model, not a curated record.